Equus caballus (horse) is the source of this 1518-nucleotide messenger RNA. RefSeq names its product zona pellucida sperm-binding protein 3 receptor-like (gene ZP3R). Gene Ontology annotation, cellular component: plasma membrane. Lineage: Eukaryota; Metazoa; Chordata; Mammalia; Perissodactyla; Equidae. The record is from RefSeq and is a predicted model, not a curated record. Gene Ontology annotation, biological process: negative regulation of complement activation, classical pathway; T cell mediated immunity.
AUGCAUCCUCAAAGAGUUCGACAUGAUGCCCUUGAUAGAAAGGGAGAAACGGCAGCCCAGCCCUUCUCUGGGCUGUGGAGAGUCUCUGAGCCAACUCUCUUCAAAGUGACCUUGGUUGCUGCUCUGUUCACUACUGUUCUUGGUGAUUGUGGCCCUCCACCUGAUUUACCAUUUGCUUCUCCAGUAAACAAGUUGAUUAAGACAGACUUCAAAACUGGAACUGCUCUGAAAUACACCUGCCAUCCUGGCUUCAGUAGAAUCGGUUCAAGUAAGAUUACCUGUAAUGCUAGAGGCUCGUGGGACUAUAGUGUCUUUUGUACCAAGAAACGAUGCAGAAACCCAGGAGACUUAAUCAAUGGGAGAGUGGAAGUUAAGACAGAUUUUCUCUUAGGUUCAACUAUAGAAUUCAGCUGCUCAGAGGGAUAUAUCUUAAUUGGCUCAACCACUAGUCAUUGUGACAUCCAAGAUAAGGGAGUUGACUGGAGUGAUCCUCUCCCAGUAUGUAUAAUUGCCAAGUGUGAGGCCCCUCCAGCCAUCAGCAAUGGGAAGCACAGUGGUGGAGAUGAAGACAUCUACACAUAUGGCUCUUCUGUCACCUACAGCUGUGACCCUCACUUCUCAAUGAUAGGCAAAGCCUCCAUUUCCUGCACAGUGGAGAAUAAAACGAUAGGUGUCUGGAGCCCAAGCCCUCCGACUUGUAAACACAUUGUCUGUCGUCAGCCACAGGUUCCAAAUGGAAUCUUUGUCUCUGGAUUUGGACCCCUCUAUACUUACAAAGACACUAUUGUGUUUGGCUGCAAGAAAGGUUAUAGCCUCACAGGCAGCAGUUUAAUCUAUUGUGAAGCUGAUGACAACUGGGACCCUCCUCCUCCUGUUUGUGAGCUCAAUAGUUGUAUUGACUUGCCAGACAUUCCCCAUGCUUUCUGGAAUGGAAUACCCUACAACCUAAGAAAUCAGGAAGUAUUUGAAAUUGGGACUGUGCUUCAAUAUCAGUGCGAGCCUGGCUACAGCCCUAUUCCAGAUGAGCCUCUGAAUGUGACCUGCCAGGAAAGUUUGAUGUGGACCCCAUCCAAAGGGUGUGAACGGAUAUGCUGCCCCAAACCAGAGGCAACAAAUAUCCGAAUCACGAGUGAAAUAGACCCCAUUGAUAGGUGUGUCUAUGGAGGCUAUGAAGACGAUAUUUCAUAUACGUGUGAUGAAGGCUUUUAUCCUGCUUCUCUUCAUGGAAAGAGUUCAUGCCAAGAAGAUGGCAAGUGGAAGCCUGUGCCAGCAUGUAAGUUAGCUACGUGUAUGAAACCAGAGAUAAAAAAUGGAAAGCUGUCUGAGGAUAAGGAUGAGUAUGUUACACCUGAAAAUGUCGCCAUCCAGUGUGACCCUGGCUAUAGUUUGGUCGGUUCCCAAAGUAUCAAAUGCUCAGAGAAGAGAACCUGGGACCCAGAGGUGCCCAAGUGUGAGUGGCUAAAUGGCACAGUUCAAGAAUUUUCUGGUACUAUCCAACCCUAAAAAUGGUGCCUCCCG